CUGUUUCUGUAUUUCGUUGUGUUUGUUUAUAGAUAGAUAGAGAGAGAUAGUUCUGAAAGAAAAGAAAGUAUUUGAACAAAUUACAUGACUGAUUUUAAUGGGUUAUCUCAUUUCACAAGUUUUGUUCAAUUAAGAGUGGGAUAUCUGUAUAACAAACUAUGUUCAGUUCCUUGUGCAAUUCUAGUUAGUAUAUACCUUUUUGAUUUGACCAUUGAGUGCAAAAUUUCUUCUUUGUUGUAUUUCAAUCUGACUAAAUACUCGUUUCAGUCUUUGUAAUCUGAACAGUUUUGGGUCUCGAGAAUCGUAUUCGGAUAAGCAUUUUUAAUUCAUAUUUCUCUUUCCAUUCAUUGUUGUCUACUUAUCCUGGUGUUACAGAAGAAAUGGCGGUUCAGCUCUGCGGACUAUGGAUUCCCAAUCACACUGCUUCAGGACUUCAUCAUUGUCAGAGCAGAUUGCAGCCACAGGCUCUUGCCGUCUCCUCCACAACAUCGUUGUCUUCUUCCGCCUCAAUUAAGAUUGUUGGAAGCAAUACAUCUCCCGGAUUGCAUGGGAUUGAAAAUUCCAAUAUGAAUAAUGUAUUUGACCUAUCCAGAGAAGAAGAUGAUUGGGUUAGCCUAGAAGCUGAUCUUUAUCACUGGACAAAGUCUUUACGCCCAGUUCAGUGGUAUCCCGGUCAUAUUGCGAAAACAGAAAAGGAGCUUAAGGAGCAAUUGAAGCUGAUGGAUGUCGUUAUAGAAGUGCGAGAUGCUAGGAUUCCAAUGUCGACUAGUCAUCCGCUGAUGGAUUCAUGGCUUGGCACAAGAAAAAGGAUAUUAGUAUUGAAUAGAGAAGAUAUGAUAUCUUCUGCUGACCGAAAUGCAUGGGCAGCUUAUUUUGCAAGCCAGGGGACGAAGGUUGUCUUUUCAAAUGGUCAGCAUGGGAUGGGUACUAUGAGAUUGGGUAGGCUAGCCAAGGCACUAGCUAUCGAUGUAAAUAUAAAACGCAGGGAAAAAGGAUUACUUCCUCGUGCAGUUCGAGCUGGCAUAGUUGGUUAUCCGAAUGUUGGUAAAUCAUCUUUGAUUAACCGUUUGCUGAAGAAGCGCAUGUGUCAAGCUGCUCCAAGGCCUGGUGUUACAAGAGUACUCAAAUGGGUUCGAUUCGGGAAUGAUCUUGAGCUUCUUGAUUCACCUGGUAUCAUCCCAGUGCGAAUAAGUGAUCAAACAGCAGCUAUAAAACUCGCCAUAUGUGAUGACAUUGGAGAGAGAUCAUAUGAUUUUACUGAUGUUGCUGCGAUUUUAGUGAAGAUGCUAUCAAAACAUCCAUCAAUAGGUCCAACAGCUCUUUAUGACCGCUACAAGAUUGAAACAGAUGGCAUCUGCGGUAAAAUAUUUGUUGAGAAGCUUGCACUUAGGCUGUUCAAUGGUGACACAAAUCAGGCAGCAUUCCGAGUAUUGACAGACUUCCGCAAAGGGAAAUUUGGUUGGUUUGCACUGGAAAGACCACCCACUUAGGCAUCAGUUUUCCUUGAGGAUAUUAUUAUGGAACUGCUUCAGUUGAGAUAUAUAUAUAUAUAUUAUGUUUAUGUGUAUCAUAUAGUUGGAAUUUUUGUUUUGUAUUGAAUUGAAUAUUUCAAAAUGAUACUGCAUGUACAUUUUAUUUUUUAUUUUUACUUUUUUUAAACACUAGGUUCUACCACACUUUCAUAGUACGAUUAAUCUUCGCUGAUUAUGUGUA
Messenger RNA from Impatiens glandulifera, 1713 nucleotides. Its product is annotated as DAR GTPase 3, chloroplastic. The record is from RefSeq and is a predicted model, not a curated record. Bases 381 to 1490 code for a protein of 369 amino acids. Gene Ontology annotation, molecular function: GTP binding; GTPase activity. NCBI's taxonomy places the organism in Eukaryota, Viridiplantae, Streptophyta, Magnoliopsida, Ericales, Balsaminaceae. The transcript is spliced from 9 exons. Gene Ontology annotation, cellular component: mitochondrion.